AGUUUUUUGUCAGCCAUGAAACUGUUCCUGCUAACUCUCUCCGUGGCCCUGGCCUUGGUGUCCGGCACCCCGGCCCGCCUUAACCGCACCAGCCUGCUGCGCCAGGUGACCUUCACCGAGAUUCCCGAGGGUCGCAUCGUCAACGGCUACCCAGCUCCCGAGGGCAAGGCCCCCUACAUUGUGGGUCUGUUCCUCAUGAACGAUGGAAGCAACAGUGGUGCCGUUGGUGCUGGUUCCAUCAUUGCCAACGACUGGAUCCUGACCGCCGCCCAUUGCCUGACCACCGACUACGUGGUGAUCCACUACGGAUCCAACUGGGGCUGGAACGGAGCCUACAGGCAGACCGUCCGUCGCGACAACUUCAUCAGCCAUCCCGACUGGCCCAACCGUGGCGGCACCGACAUCGGUCUGAUCCGCACUCCCCACGUCGACUUCACCGGCCUGAUCAACAAGGUUGCCCUGCCCAGCAUGAACGAGCAGAACGAUCGCUUCCAGAACACCUGGGUCGUGGCCUGCGGAUGGGGCGGUAUGGACGACGGAAACCUGGCCGAAUGGCUGCAGUGCGCUGACGUCCAGAUCAUCGGCAACAGCGAGUGCGAGCAGUACUACGGAUCGGUGGCCAGCACUGACAUGUGCGUCCGCAACACCGACAGCAAGGGCACCUGCGGAGGAGACUCCGGCGGUCCUCUGGUUACCCACGACAAUGCCCGUCUCGUGGGAGUGAUCACCUUCGGCUCUGCUGAUUGCCACAGCGGUCCCUCUGGAGGCACCCGCGUCUCCGACUACCUGGGAUGGAUCCGUGACCACACCGGCAUCUCCUACUAAUUCCGCAAGGAUUAUCUUGUUCAUUCCUAAUAAAUUCUUUUCAAAAAUGCAAA
Drosophila takahashii is the source of this 878-nucleotide messenger RNA. RefSeq names its product serine protease 1-like. The record is from RefSeq and is a predicted model, not a curated record. Lineage: Eukaryota; Metazoa; Arthropoda; Insecta; Diptera; Drosophilidae. Gene Ontology annotation, biological process: proteolysis. Gene Ontology annotation, molecular function: serine-type endopeptidase activity.